AUGUCGUAUGCGCCUCCCAGAAAGUGCAUCUUGUCCAAAGAACAACUAGAUGCCUUUCAAAACUCAAAUACAUACCAAGAAAUCAUAUCAUACAUCGAAACACUCAACGACGCAGUAGUUGACGUGAAACUUACGGAUGAGUGUGGCGAAUCCGAGGGCAUCACGGCUGUACUUGGUGUGCUUGAUGAAGUCGAGAAGCUGGCACGCGACACGCCUCCGAUAGAUAACAGUGGCUCGCGCUUCGGGAACCCUGCUUUCAGGACAUUCUACGACAAGCUGGCUGAGGUCUCGCCUUCAUUGCACGAAAAAAUUCCAGGACUACCUUCUGAUGCAGCUCCGGAGGUGUCCGUGUACUUCAAUGAGGCAUGGGGAAAUCGAACACGCAUUGACUACGGAAGCGGAAUGGAGCUGAACUUUUUAUGUUGGCUAAUAUGCUUGGAACGACUGAAUGUCUUCAGCGAGACAGAUCAUAGGGCCAUCGUUAUUCGGGUGUUCUGGAGGUAUAUUGGUGUCAUGCGUGUGCUGCAGAGUUCGUACUGGUUGGAGCCUGCCGGGUCUCAUGGUGUUUGGGGCUUGGAUGAUUACCAUUUCCUUCCGUUUCUGUUCGGCUCGGCGCAAUUAAAGGGACACAAAUACCUUCGACCAAAAUCCAUACACGAUAAUGAAGUUGUGGAUGAAUACGCGAAAGAUUACAUGUACCUUGCAUGUAUCAAGUUUAUCAACUCCAUAAAAACGGCGUCAUUACGAUGGCAUUCUCCGAUGCUUGACGAUAUAUCUGGGGUGAAAACAUGGGAGAAAGUAAACUCCGGGAUGCUCAAGAUGUACCGUGCGGAGGUGCUCGGAAAGCUGCCAGUAAUGCAGCACUUUCUUUUCGGAUCAAUCCUCCCAUACGACGGACCUUCUGUGCCCGGUGACCGAGGAGACGUGGACGACGCACACUAUGGACACGCACAUGUGCACGUAGAUGGGGGUGCCGAGACGGGGGCGGCAGGCCAGCGCGAGACGGGGUGGGGUGACUGCUGCGGGAUCCCGGUGCCUUCUGCGUUUGCGGCAGCUGCCGCUGAGAAGCGCGAGGGCCCGCGGCUGCAAGGACCUCAGGUGCGGCCCGUGCCGUUCGACUGAGGAGGAGUGGACGAUCGGCUGUCAGAAAGGCUAUAUUCUAACUCAAUCAAAAUCUAAUUGUACAUGUACAAACAUAUCCGAGCUCAUGAGCGUAUGUAGU
Fomitiporia mediterranea MF3/22 is the source of this 1222-nucleotide messenger RNA. RefSeq names its product Phosphotyrosyl phosphatase activator. The coding region runs from base 1 to 1122 and encodes 373 amino acids. Gene Ontology annotation, molecular function: protein tyrosine phosphatase activator activity; peptidyl-prolyl cis-trans isomerase activity. The record is from RefSeq and is a predicted model, not a curated record. Gene Ontology annotation, biological process: mitotic spindle organization. The transcript has 8 exons. Gene Ontology annotation, cellular component: nucleus; cytoplasm; protein phosphatase type 2A complex. NCBI's taxonomy places the organism in Eukaryota, Fungi, Basidiomycota, Agaricomycetes, Hymenochaetales, Hymenochaetaceae.